AUGGAGCCUCAUGGAAAUCUUUCUGGCCUUACCGGAAUCGACCUGGUGAACAACAGCUUUGCUGGUGAAAUUCCUCAAGAAAUAGGUCGUCUUCGAAGCCUGCGAUCUCUCAACCUGUCUGGGAAUUCCUUUGGCGGCAAAAUUCCAAGUAAUAUAUCUCACUGUGCACAACUAAGAGUGCUUCGUUUAGUUUCGAAUGAGCUUAUUGGAUCCAUUCCGAACCAACUCAGUUCAUUGGUGAAUUUAUAUUAUGUAUCUGCGGAUGAAAACAAUCUCACUGGAGCAAUCCCAAAUUGGAUAGGAAACUUUUCUUAUUUGCAUGGUCUUUAUCUUACCCAAAACAAUUUUCGAGGAAGCAUACCAAAUGAGCUCGGGCGUCUGACACGCUUGGCAGAAUUUUCAAUUGGAUUGAAUAAUCUGUUUGGUAUUGUCCCUUCUUCAAUCUAUAAUAUUUCUUCCAUUACAACUUUCGCAGUUACUGGGAACCAGCUGCAUGGAGAGCUACCACCAAAUGUUGGCAUUCGUCUUCCCAAUCUCGAAAUUUUUAACUGUGGUAUGAACAACUUCACAGGAGCUAUUCCUGCGUCGUGGUCAAAUUCUUCUAGACUUCAGAACCUUGAUUGUGGUGGAAAUGGUUUGACCGGGACACUCCCUGCUGAAAAUCUUGGAAGGUUGCGAAGCUUAGUUCGGAUAAACUUCAGUCGCAAUAGACUGGGAAGUGGGAAAGCUGGUGACUUGAAUUUUCUCGGCUUCUUGGCUAAUUGUACUGGCCUAGAGAACUUGGGUCUGGACAAUAACCAUUUUGGAGGAGAAUUGCCAAGGUCCAUAGCCAACCUAUCUACCCAACUAAAAUAUCUUUAUUUGGGGAGAAAUUUGAUACAUGGAAGCAUCCCUGAAGGCAUUGGGAAUCUUACAAGCUUGGCCCUUCUUGGAAUGAACAACAACUAUUUCAGUGGUAGUGUCCCUGAUGCCAUUGGGAAGCUUCAAAAGUUACAAGUUUGA
Molecule: messenger RNA, 1002 nt
Organism: Prunus persica (peach)
Lineage: Eukaryota; Viridiplantae; Streptophyta; Magnoliopsida; Rosales; Rosaceae
Product: putative receptor-like protein kinase At3g47110
Exons: 3
Coding region: 1-1002 (333 amino acids)
Molecular function (GO): protein binding
Source: RefSeq, a predicted model, not a curated record